AUGGAGGGAGAUGGAAUUUGUCAGGUCAAGCGCAAGCAGGUAUUAUGUAAAGAUGAUACCGAAACUUUAGAUUUGCACAAGAACAUAAUGAAACAAGGUGAAUGGCCACAACUUAUGGUUGUUUUUGAUCCCAAAGAGGGAUGUAUUAAUAAGAGACUGGACAUAAUUACAGAGUAUGUUGGAGAUGUUGAUUACUUGAAUAACCGUGAAGCUGAUGAUGGAGAUAGCGCGAUGACUCUUUUAAGUACUAAUGAUACAUCGAAGGACAUCGUCAUUUGUCCUGAUAAGCACAGUAAUAUUGCUCGUUUCAUCAAUAACAAGCUUUUGAAAUCGGGCAAUACAUGGUAUUUGCACAAAUACCAAUAA
This is a messenger RNA of Capsicum annuum, 366 nucleotides long. RefSeq names its product histone-lysine N-methyltransferase ATXR5-like. The transcript is spliced from 4 exons. The record is from RefSeq and is a predicted model, not a curated record. Bases 1 to 366 code for a protein of 121 amino acids. Lineage: Eukaryota; Viridiplantae; Streptophyta; Magnoliopsida; Solanales; Solanaceae.